GACUCACCUUCUCCAUCCACCCUUCCCGCCUUCGCAUCUCAUAACGCAAACAUGGGUGACCCGCAAUACAUGAAGUUCCCCGACCUCAGGCUGGCCCAGUCUGUCUUCACCCUCGCCUCGCCAUCCACCUCAUCCUCGGCGAAACAAACAUCGCUCACAGCACUCCAAGAUGCCAUCCGGGAGCACAAGAUGGCUCCCUUGUACCACUACCUCGCACAUCCCCAGACUGGCAAGCUGAACGCAACCGGUGAAUCUGCCUCGUCGCAGAAAACCUCAUCAGCCGCCCCCGUGCCGUCGCUACGAAGAACCUCCAGCAUCAACACUACCAGCAUCAUCGGCGUUCUCGGCGGCUUUAAGCAAACCGGCGGAGCUGACUUACCGUGGGAUGAGAAGCUCUACGAGUCGAUGAAGCGUGAGAACGAGGAAGAGUUGGCCGCUAUCCAGAAGGAGGAGGAUGAGGCUGCCGAGCGCGAGGGCGACACUGAGGUCAACACAGCUCGCGGCAAGCGCGCUGAGUUGUAUGCCCGUAUUGGCGAUAAGGAGAAGGCCCUUGAAGCUUUCGAGAAGUUGUUGGAAAAGACUGGCAUUCUGGCCUCCAAGAUCGACAUUGUUUUGGCCAUCAUCCGUAUCGCCAUGUUCUUCGACGACAAGACUCUGGUCAAGAAGAGCGUCGAGCGUUGUCAAGCCUUGGUUGAGUCUGGUGGUGACUGGGACCGUCGCAAUCGCCUAAAAGCCUACCAGGGUCUCCACCUUAUCACAAUCCGCUCGCACGCUGCUGCCGCCCCCCUUCUCCUUGACUCCCUCAGCACAUUCACCGCCACAGAGCUCUGCUCAUACAGCAAUCUGGUCGUCUACGCUGUCCUUGCCGGCAGUGUAGCCCUUCCCCGUCGCGAUUUCAAGUCGCGUGUCGUUGACGCUCCCGAGAUCCGUGCCAUCGUUGGUUCCGAGGACAGCAAUGAGAGAAUUGCCGGUCUUUCUGGUGCCGUCUCAUCACACCCUUCAGCCGGUACCGACACCAGUGCCAUGGACGUCGACACCACACAAGCAACAUCAGCCACACCCAAGCCCGCCGUCGUCAAUUUGACCACUCUGAACUCCGGAUCUGGCGAGCAAGACAAGGCCGAGCCCGAGAUUGACUUCUCUCCUCUCGCCCAAAUGAUUCGCUCCCUCUACUCUGGUCACUACCAAAACUUCUUCCGCUCUCUCAGCAGCGUCGAGACACAAUUCUUGGCACAAGAUCGCUACCUGUACGAGCACCGCCGCUGGUACGUCAAGGAGAUGCGCCUGCGCGCCUACGCCCAACUGCUUCAGAGCUACAAGGUUGUCGGUCUGGAGAGUAUGGCACAAAGCUUCGGUGUCAGUGUCGACUGGCUGGACCGCGACCUUGCUCCUUUCAUCGCUAGCAACCGUCUUCCUUGCACCAUUGACCGCGUCAAGGGUGUUAUCGAGACUCAGCGUGCUGGUGACAAGAACAAGCAAUACACGGACGUCGUGAAGCAGGGUGAUCAGCUCAUCACCAAGUUGCAGAAAUACGGCCAAGUCGUGAGACUGCGUGGUAGUGAGAGAACUUGAUUGAAAGAGCAAGGGAAAGCAUAAUGCAUGAUGGCAAAGGGCAGGAAAUGGCAUGAUGUGUACCAUAGAUGGCGAAAUGAUCAGGUAAAGGUCAUACUGCAAUAAAAGCAACCAAAACGCUUUUUAUCACGUCCC
Messenger RNA from Aureobasidium pullulans EXF-150, 1707 nucleotides. Its product is annotated as PCI-domain-containing protein. Bases 52 to 1572 code for a protein of 506 amino acids. NCBI's taxonomy places the organism in Eukaryota, Fungi, Ascomycota, Dothideomycetes, Dothideales, Saccotheciaceae. Gene Ontology annotation, biological process: proteasome-mediated ubiquitin-dependent protein catabolic process. The record is from RefSeq and is a predicted model, not a curated record. The transcript has 3 exons. Gene Ontology annotation, cellular component: proteasome regulatory particle.